Messenger RNA from Anopheles maculipalpis, 6000 nucleotides. RefSeq names its product transcription initiation factor TFIID subunit 1 (gene Taf1). Gene Ontology annotation, biological process: RNA polymerase II preinitiation complex assembly; transcription by RNA polymerase II. The coding region runs from base 1 to 6000 and encodes 1999 amino acids. Gene Ontology annotation, cellular component: transcription factor TFIID complex. Lineage: Eukaryota; Metazoa; Arthropoda; Insecta; Diptera; Culicidae. The record is from RefSeq and is a predicted model, not a curated record. Gene Ontology annotation, molecular function: histone acetyltransferase activity; RNA polymerase II general transcription initiation factor activity; RNA polymerase II general transcription initiation factor binding. The transcript is spliced from 3 exons.
AUGAGCAAUAGUAAUAGUGACAACGAGAAUGAGGGCGGUCUCAAUUUGGCCGGCUUCCUGUUCGGCAACGUCGACGAAAAUGGCCACCUGGAUGGCGAUUUUCUCGACGAGGAAGCGAAGCAGCAACUUUCUUCCCUUUCUCGCAUGGGUCUAUCGUCGUUCCUGGCCGAUGUGCUGCAAGAUGACGAUGGGGAAAAGAAACCUUCCCGUGCGUACAGCGAUAGCGAUGAUUCUUCAUCCAGUGAUGACGAUCGAAUGCACCGUCGCUCGGACGAUGAUAGCGACGGUACAAACUACAAAGUUAAAGCCGAUUGUGCUGUGGAUUAUUCCGACAUAAACGAACUGGCGGAAGAAUCGGCCAGAUCGCCAGCUACCAUCAAACAGGAAGAAGUGGAUGGAAUUAAGGAAGAGGAUAAGAAAGACAUAAAAGUUGAAGACGAUGAGGAUGAUAUUGAAGCAGCGAUUCCGUGUAGUCGUGUUGAAGCGCGUACCGCCGCGGACCAGUCGACGGUUAAGGAGGAAAAUGCCACCGGAAACGGGGUGGACGAUAAGGAGCUUAUGCCACCGCCAACGGCACCGGUAAGCAGCGAUGGAACAGGAGCUACAACCUCAACUUCGAAUGCAGACGAAUUGUCUAAAGAUAAACCGAAAAAGCUUGAAACACCCCUUGCCGCUAUGUUACCUUCCAAGUAUCAGAACGUAGACGUACGCGAAUUUUUCCCCGAUUUCCGCCCCGACAAAGUGUUGCGCUUUUCGCGACUUUUCGGUCCGGGAAAGCUUUCCAGCUUGCCACAGAUUUGGCGCAGUGUGAGACGACGCCGAAAUAAAAAGUCUCAAUCAUCGUCACGAAAACCACGCGAUGGUUCGGAUUCGACGUCGGAUUCGGACGAACCAAGGCGUCGCCAAUACUUCACACCAACGUACGCCCCACUGCCACCGAAAGACAUGUGGGCUUCGGACGAUGAGGAGCGUUUUAUCCGACGUGAAGCGGAUCAAGAGAAGGAGGUGAAAGAUAAGGAAUCGGACAGCAAGGGUGAUUCGAAACCAAAGGUGGCCGAUUGGCGAUAUGGUCCUGCCCAAAAGUGGUACGAUAUGUUGGAUGUACCGGACACGGGGGAAGAUUUCAAUUACGGCUUUAAGCAGGCCGAUCCGGUCAAGCUAGAAGCGCUGCCUGCCGUAACGUCGGUCACCGACAAAACCUUCCCGGACGAUGCAUUUCUGAUGGUGUCCCAGCUACACUGGGAAGAUGAUGUAGUGUGGGAUGGAAACGACAUCAAGCACAAGGUGCUACAAAAGCUCAACUCCAAGGUUAACGCAGCUGGUUGGUUGCCAUCGAGCGGUUCCCGUACAGCGGGCGCAUUUAGUCAACCGGGAAAAACCAUCCCAGCAUCACCGGCAAACACCGGCACAAAAUCGUCAUCCGCUAGCAAGAUGAGCAAAACGCAAAUGAUAAUUAACGCGGCCCAAAAAGCCCAAGAAGAAAACGAAGACGCCUGGUACAGCAUUUUCCCGGUGGAGAACGAUGAACUUGUGUACGACAAAUGGGAAGAUGAUGUGAUUUGGGAUGCGGAAGCAGUUACAAAGAUUCCGAAACCGAAGGUCCUUACGCUUGACGCGAACGACGAGAACAUUAUCCUCUGUAUUCCGGAUGAUAUCGAUCCGUCGAAGAUUGUGCGUAACACUGGACCACAGCCGAAGGUAAAGAUCCCCCAUCCGCACGUGAAGAAAUCGAAGAUUUUGCUCGGCAAGGCUGGUGUGAUUAAUGUGCUCGCUGAGGACACACCACCACCACCGCCCAAAAGUCCCGACCGGGAUCCUUACAACAUUUCCAACGACGUGUAUUACAUGGCAAAGUCGACCGAAGCUACGCUUAAAAUUAAGGUCGGUGGGGGCAAUUUGUUGCAACAUUCAACACCAACCGUCGAACUGCGGGCACCGUUCGUUCCGACGCACAUGGGGCCGAUGAAGUUACGCAUGUUCCAUCGUCCGCCGAUGAAGAAGUACUCGUACGGUUCGCUCGCUUCCAGCAAUCCGCAACCCGUGCUACCGCUCCAGAAACACAUCAAGAAAAAGGCCAAGCAGCGCGAACUGGAACGUAUUGCGUCGGGCGGUGGCGAUGUGUUCUUCAUGCGAACGCCGGAAGAUUUAACGGGUCGUGAUGGAGAGCUGAUAUUGAUCGAGUUUUGCGAAGAACACCCACCGUUGAUGAAUCAGGUCGGGAUGGCAUCGAAAAUUAAAAACUUCUACAAACGCAAGAUGGGCAAAGAUUCUGGUCCGCCCGAGUUCCGGUUCGGUGAAACGCAUUACGCGCACACGUCACCUUUUCUGGGCAUUCUGCACCAUGGCCAGUGCAUUCAGGCGAUCGAGAAUAAUAUGUACCGGGCACCGAUCUAUCCGCACACGAUCCAUGAGACGGAUUUUCUGGUCAUUCGCACCCGUAACAAUUAUUUCGUCCGUGAAGUUGACGCACUGUUUACUGCCGGCCAGGAGUGUCCACUGUACGAAGUGCCUGGACCGAACUCGAAACGAGCAAACAACUUUGUGCGCGACUUUUUGCAAGUUUUCAUCUAUCGAUUGUUUUGGAAAAGUCGGGACAAUCCACGCAAAAUCCGUAUGGACGACAUUAAGAAAGCGUUUCCGGCACAUUCGGAAAGCAGCAUACGCAAGCGGUUGAAGCUCUGUGCCGACUUUAAGCGUACGGGUAUGGAUUCGAACUUUUGGGUUAUUAAGCCGGAAUUCCGUUUGCCUUCGGAGGAGGAGAUACGUGCGAUGGUAUCGCCGGAACAGUGUUGUGCGUACUUCAGUAUGAUUGCGGCCGAACAGCGGCUGAAGGAUGCGGGUUAUGGGGAAAAGUUUAUCUUCGCCCAGCAAGAGGACGACGAUGAGGAGAUGCAACUGAAGAUGGAUGAUGAGGUGAAGGUGGCACCGUGGAAUACGACCCGCGCUUACAUUCAGGCGAUGCGUGGGAAAUGUAUUUUGCAGUUAAAUGGACCGGCUGAUCCGACCGGAUGUGGUGAAGGUUUCUCUUACGUUCGAAUGCCUAACAAACCGACUCAACAAAAUAAAGAGGAAACCGAAAGUCAACCGAAACGUACCGUCACGGGCACGGAUGCCGAUUUGCGUCGUCUGUCCCUAAACAACGCAAAAGCACUGCUAAGAAAGUUUCAAGUGCCCGAAGAAGAAAUCAAAAAGCUAUCCCGCUGGGAGGUUAUCGACGUCGUACGUACACUCUCCACCGAGAAAGCGAAGGCCGGCGAAGAAGGCAUGGAUAAGUUCUCGCGCGGUAAUCGAUUCUCGAUCGCCGAACAUCAGGAACGUUACAAGGAAGAGUGUCAGCGCAUUUUCGAUCUACAGAAUCGUGUCCUCGCCUCGUCCGAAGUGCUUUCCACCGAUGAGGGCGAAUCGACCGCAUCAGAAGAAUCCGAUCUGGAGGAGUUGGGUAAAAAUUUGGAAAACAUGCUGGCGAACAAGAAAACUUCCACCCAACUGUCGCUCGAACGCGAGGAGCAGGAACGGCAAGAACUUUUGCGCAAAAUUAUGGAAGAGCAGGGUGGUUCUGGGCAGAAGAAGAAAAAGGACGAGGAAGGCAUGAAGGAUGAACAGCAAUCGAGCACGGCUAAGAUACUGAAAAUAACGCGCACGUUCAAGAAUGCUGAAGGGCGGGAAUAUACACGCGUUGAGCUUGUGCGUCGCAGUCCGGUUAUUGAUGCGUAUGUGAAAAUUCGUACUACAAAGGAUGAAGCUUUUAUUCGCCAGUUUGCUACACUUGAUGAGGCCCAGAAGGAGGAAAUGAAGCGUGAGAAGCGACGCAUUCAGGAGCAGUUACGACGCAUCAAGCGUAACCAGCAAAAGAUCGGUCUACAGACACAGAACCCACACAACUCGGUCGGAACGCCCAUCAGUCUCGGCGAUCGAGAGACGAACACACCGAAACCGUUUACGAACCGAUUGCUUGAUAUUUCGGGCCGUAAUCUCGAUACACCCGGUGCAGGGAGUGGUGGGUCAGGAGGUGGAAGCAUACCCGGUGCAGGGAAGGAACACAGUCCCUCAUCCUCAUCGUCUCGCAGGAAGGCAAAGAUAAAGCCCGAUUUAAAACUCAAAUGCGGUGCCUGUGGCCAGGUGGGACAUAUGCGUACAAACAAAGCCUGUCCACAGUACUCCGGCAUUAUGGCAACACCGUCAUUGAAUGUAGCCAUGACCGAGGAACAGGAGGAAGAGAUCGAGAAGGAGCUAAAUGCAUACGAUGAAGGCGAUCUGGUGAAUGUGGACGGCACAAAGGUGAAGCUGAGCGGGAAGUUGCUAAAACGCCACGAGGACGUAAAGCGUCGCACAUUGUUGCUGAAAGUUCCGAAAGAAGCCGUGGGUAAGAAACGUCGUCGAGUUGGUGGUGAUUCCCACUGUGACUAUCUGCAGCGACACAACAAAACAGCGAAUCGUCAACGUACCGAUCCGGUUGUCGUAUUUUCCUCCGUGUUGGAACAGAUCCUGAACGAGCUGCGUGAUAUGCCCGAUGUGCAACCGUUCAUGUUUCCGGUCAACGCCAAACAGGUGGCCGACUAUCAUCGAAUCGUGCAACGCCCGAUGGAUCUGCAAACGAUCCGCGACUACAUCCGGCAGAAGAAGUAUCAAACGCGCGAAGAGUUUCUGAAUGACAUCAAUCAAAUUGUGGAGAAUUCUUCCCUCUACAAUGGUGCGAAGAGUUCGCUAACGGUCGCAGCUCAGCGAAUGUUGCAAAAAUGUAAGGAGCGUGUGCAGGAGCGUGAAGAGCGGCUAACCCGGUUGGAAAAGAGCAUCAAUCCUUUGCUGGACGAUGACGAUCAGGUCGCACUGUCGUACAUUUUGGGCGAGUACGUGAAUGGUCCGCUAAAAACGAUGCCCGAAAGCUGGCCAUUCCUAAAGCCGGUCAACAAACGGCUCGUCAAGGACUACUACACCAUCAUCCGACGCCCGAUGGAUUUGGAAAAGGUGUCGAAAAAGGUUGCUUCACACAAAUAUCAUUCGCGGGCUGACUUUUUGGCCGAUCUACAGCUAAUAGCGGAUAACAGCGAGCAGUACAACGGUGCGGAAGCUAACUUUACCAAACAAGCACGCCAGAUGGUGGAAGCUACACGGCUAGCCCUAGACUCUAUGGACCAUAACGUAGCACAACUGGAAAAGAAUAUUGCGCUGGUACAGGAACGGGCACGCAACGAGGACGAUGACAUGGACUGGGAAGACGACGAACACGAGCUGAAGGGUGGCCCGGGUGGGUCACGCGAAUCUUCACCCGAUCUCGAGGACGCCGGUAACGAUAGCAAUCCCGAUCGGCCACCUUCAUCGACGGAUGCAUCGCGAGCGGCACGAUCGGAAGCGAAGCGGGCCCGUGCACGUCAACGAAAGGCAGCCAAGGGUGAUGAUCAUCAAUAUUCUACAGAUGAUGAAGAAUUUGAGGAAGUUGGUACCAGCGACAACGAAGGCGUUUCUGUUACAUUGGAGCAAUCAAAUACCACCUCAAGCAUGAUGCCACCACAAAGCGAAGACGAUAGCCAGCAAGCUGCCGAAGCGAUGGUCCAGCUUAGCAGUGCCCAGUACUACAAUGCAGCUCAGGAUGAUACGAUGGAGAUCGAUCCUAACUACGAUCCGAGUGAUUUCUUGGGAAUGUCUAACCGCCAACCGACAAGCGAUACCGGACACAACGAAACCAGCGCUCUGCCACCCUCGGAAACAAACUAUUCGGUCGAUCAGUCCAACCAAAACAGCGAAUUCUCGCAAGAAAGCAGACAGGGCGGUGAGGCUAAAGAUCAGCAAGGACAACAGCAAUUUGAACAUCAAUCAGACACAAAUCAAACUGCAGACAAUGGAUCGCAACAACAGCCACAGCCAAGUGCUCUUCCAGCCCUGCAAGCUCUGCACUCGGAUUUGGCCAUUUCCGAUAGCGAUGAUGAGAAAAGCAACCUGCAAAUGGAUGAGGUACGCGACGAGAACGAUGAUAAUGACGAAGGUGGCGAUCUUUGGUUCUAA